This is a messenger RNA of Cordyceps fumosorosea ARSEF 2679, 1053 nucleotides long. RefSeq names its product Aquaporin-like protein. Gene Ontology annotation, molecular function: water channel activity; glycerol channel activity. The transcript is spliced from 2 exons. NCBI's taxonomy places the organism in Eukaryota, Fungi, Ascomycota, Sordariomycetes, Hypocreales, Cordycipitaceae. Gene Ontology annotation, cellular component: plasma membrane. The record is from RefSeq and is a predicted model, not a curated record. Bases 1 to 1053 code for a protein of 350 amino acids. Gene Ontology annotation, biological process: glycerol transmembrane transport; water transport.
AUGUCUUCCCCCGACCUUUCUCGUCUGCAAACCCAUGAUUUAGAGCUAGGCGUCACCGAGGCCAUCGAGAGGCACGUCUCGCGCCACGUCGUCCCCCCGAAGCCCGUCUCCCAGCGGCGCCUCGACUUUGAGCGCGCCCGCCCGCGCUGGGUGCGCGAGUGCCUCGCCGAGGCCACCGGCGUCUUCUUCUACGUCUUCCCCGGCAUCGCCGCCGUUGCCGCCUUCACCCUGAACCUGUCCAGCCCCGUCGGCGUCGCCGCCUUUGGCAGCCUCUUCCAGAUCGGCUGGGCGUUCGGCAUGGGCAUCGCCUUCGCCAUCAUCUGCUGCGCGUCCACCUCCGGCGGCCACUUCAACCCCUGCAUCACCAUCGCGUUCUGGUUCUGGCAGGGCUUCCCGCUUCGCAAAGUGCCGCAGUACAUCCUCAGCCAGAUAUUCGGCGCCUUCAUCGCCGGCUUGGUGGUGAUGGGCAUGUACUGGCCCGAGAUUUCCGCGAUGAAGGCGGAGUUGCUAGCGGCGGGCAAGCCGCUGGUGGCCAACGGCGCGCCGGCGAGCAUCCUGUGCUCGUUCCCGAACCCGACCCAGACGAACCACGGCUUCCUGUUCAUGACCGAGUUCUUCGUCGACGCCUUCCUGGCGCUAGUCAUCUGGGCGUGCAUCGACCCGACCAACCCGUUCAUCUCGCCCGCGAGCGCCCCGUUCGUCAUCGGCAUCGCCUACGCGCUCAUGGUCUGGGGCUUCGCGGACAUCACCAUCAGCACCAACAUGGCUCGCGACCUGGGCACGCGUAUCGUGGCGGCCAUCUUCUUCGGCAGGGAGGCGUUCACGUACAUGACGUACGCGCCGAUCAGCAUCCUGGUCAGCAUCCCGGCGACGCUCGUGGCGACGGGGUACUACGAGUUCUUGAUGAGGGACAGCCUGCUGCGGAUUCACAAGGGGCAUGCCGAGUUCGAGUCGGGCAAGGAGGGGCUGAUGCGCCACCUGAGCAGGACGACGGGGGCGGUGGUCGACGACAGUGACACGUCGAAGCACCUGGAGCACACCAGGAACCAUUAG